GGCGUUUGUCCGGAGAUGUGGCUCCUCGUCCCCGCCGCGUCCUCGCCGUCCCCGGGCCGUGUUUGUGGACCUCCUUCGCCUCUGCUCGUCCUCUGGUGUUUGGAUUUUAAUGCCUGAGUUAAUCUUCUUUCUUCUGGCGCUACUCUCGGGUAGUUUGCGGGGUUUUCUUUGGUUUUGCGCCGAGCGGUUACGCAGGACGGCUGGACAUAUCUGUGAGGUGUCCGUAGGUGCCCUCCCCCAGCCCCUCUCUGGAUGCUCCGGCCCCCUCUGCCCCGGGGCCCUGGACCCGGACUGUGACCCCCCCACACUGCGGCGCCGUCUCCCCGGGCUUGAGCUCUGCGCGCGGGGCGGGCCGUGCGCCCGAGCCCCCCGUCAGACCCGGGUUUCCGGGAGCGCCGGCCUCGGGCCCCCCUCCUCCGGACCGGGCCGAGGUGGGGGGCCCCGUCGCCAUGGUGACGUCGGGGGCCGUGAUGUCAGGGGGGGGCAUGGGCGUCACGACCCUGCACUACAAACCCUUCAGCUCACACGCACACUACCAGCAGGUGAUGUGCGCCGUGCGUAAGCUGCAGGAGAGCGGGUUCUACUGGGGAGCCGUGAGCGGACGGGACGCCGGUUCCCUUCUCCGCGCCGAACCUCCCGGGACUUUCCUCAUCCGCGAUUCCUCGGAUCACCACCACUUCUUCGCCCUCUCCGUCCAGACGCCGCGCGGGAUCAAAAACUUACGAAUCCACAGCACGGACGACGGGUUCUUCCUACAACGCGACCCGCUGAGCACCCACGAGCCGCCGCAUUUCGACUGCGUGCUCAAACUCAUCGCUCACUACAUGGGCAAAGGCAACGGAGGCGGCGGAGGAGUCGACGGUGCGAUUCCCGGGAAUGGGAGACACGUUUAUUUGAUACACAGCGGAGGGGAGAAGGUGCCGCUGGAGCUACGGCGCCCCCUAUGUGCGUCCAUGUCGUCACUGCAGCAUUUGUGUAGAAGAACUUUGAACAGUGCGAGUCUGGGGGCCAGGACGGAACGGCACGAGCAGAUUCCACACACGCUUAAAGACUUUAUGAACGAAUAUGACGCUCCGAUUUGACGGAAGGAGCGGGAAAAUAUCGAGAAAAGUCCGAUUUGGGAAGUGAAUGGAAAAUUAUCGAGCACAUUACUGUAAGUUCAUGAUGUGCGAAAAUGGGGAACGUUUUUGGGUCGACCACACCUACGAGAGUCACGAUUAAGAUUAAAUCGGGAAAAACGAAUCAUUAUCGUUAUUGUCGUGGUAUCGGAAUCGGUAUCGAGCCGAUUCCUUUGAUUGACAGGUGAAGGCGUUAGUAUCGGACAGAUCUUAAUCAAAACAAAAACUGAAAUUCAAGCCACGACAACCAACAUAUCCACAAACGAACAACAUUAAAGCCGCAUUACGUAACCAUUCUCCACGGAGAUACUAUUCCUUUGCUUGGAAUGUUCCACAGUACGGCAUUAACACCCAACCGUCCUCCAUUUCAUUCAUUAGAUUUGUUUUCGUUGCUCGGAAACACCUCUCAAAAACACGCGUUCUUACUGUCCGCGGGGGUCGCUUCUCUGCAGAUCUGACGCGUAACGUCGGCUGCGGGCGUCGUUCCGUAUUUGCGGAUAGACGCGUUUAAUGCCGUAAUGUGGAAAACUCCGGGGAAACGCAGAAACAUCUCCAUGGAGACGAGACCCUCCGCUGUAGAAGUUACGUAGUGGUGUCAUGGGUGAUGCGUCGGUUUUGAGCACAGCCAAUUAUAAUAAUAGUAUGGAUUAUUUUUCCCGUUUUUCCCGUUUUUUCCGUUUGCCGUAGUGUAUAUUCUGUGUCACGGGGAGCUGCCAAUGACCUCAUGUUUGUUAAACUUAUGAAAACACAUUUACGGCUGCUCCACCCAAACUGAAAACACUUCAUAUAUUAGUUUAGGAUUAGCCGAAUGAAUUCAAACUAUUAGCAGCCGUUUUGCUCCGUUUGUGGGUUUCUUAAAGAAUACGGCGGGUUUAAAGUCUCCGUACCUGAUUUUAGCGUCUUAAAAACAUAAAAAACAGUUUCACGGCGGUCCAAAGUUACUCCUCACUUACCUCGUGCAUUCCGAGCGUCCUAAAUAUUCACCAGGAUGAGUUUACAAGUGGUUUUCAGAGACCAGAGCGGAGUUUUGACCGUGAAGCUAACGACAGCUAGCAUGCUAACGCUUUACAAUUAGACGCAGCUUACGUAUUUUGACCUCGGGAGCUGUGUAUACAAUAUAUCUGUACUUCGGCAGGAUAUAUUUUGGUCAAAUACGAAUAAAUAAAUAAAAAUAAAAGAAAUAAAUCAGGUACAGGAUGUUUAAAACAACAAUGAAAUAAAUUUAAACUAGUUGAAGAGAAAAAUCGUAUUGUUAAGUUAAAAAGUAAAAUGUUUUUUGCAAAUUAACUUAUAUAGAAUGAAACGUAAGACUUCUUUGCUAGUUUGUCCCCCAAAAAACCCAACGCAAAUCUGUAUUACGCUAUGCUAACGAUCACUUUUAUGUGAUUAUUGUUAAGAUGACGCGCUAGGCUAACAAAACAAACGGAAACUAGAGGAAGAAAAGUCAAAUAUUUUUGCGAAUUAGUUUAUGUAGAAUGAAACGUGACGCUUCUUUGCUAAUUUGACCCCAAAAACCCAACGCAAAUCUGUGCUACGCUACGCUAACAAUCAUUUUUAUGUGAUUAUUACUAAGAUGACACGCUAGGCUAACAAAACACAACCAAUAUUUGAAAAAAAAAAACUCCAUUAGCUGUGACUUUUUAAAGAACAGCAUUCACUAAAUCCAUCUAUUCAUUCGUUGUCAUUGGAGCUGCCGUCUAACCAGGGUUUCCCAAACAUCCCUCACCCCAGACGCUUCCCCCAGCUCCAAAUCUGCCAGUUCGAUACUUGUCGUGACUCUGAACGUGUUUGUUUCGUGGUGUGGUCGACCCCCUGUGACCUUCCCGGGGUUUUUAAUUAACUUUUUCUAACACGCAGCAUGAUUUUAUCGAUACCUCGUCCGCGGAACAUGGCUGCUGCUAGCCCGUAAAAAAUAUAUACACGAAAAUGUAACGUAUCGAGGUCAAAGAUUUGAAUUUUGAUUUUGUUUUUACUCGUGACUGACUCUGACGCAGAGCUUCGCCUCGUAGAAGAUUAAACCGAUUUUAACGAUAACAGGAAAAGGCAGGAUCAAUAGUUUCCACUUAGGCCUGACACACAGAUUUAUGCGGAGAAACGGGGACACGCUAAGAGCCAAGCCGGGUUUUUUUACAACAACAUUUGGGGGGAAUAAUACCCGUAAAUACAACCACGUUAAAGCGUUUGAAAUAGCUUGGUUAAAUCGCUCUUUUACAGACGUAACGCUCGAUUUGUGACGGCGGUGGAGUUUUUACAUUCGCAGAAACAGUUCAGAUUAACCGUAGAAGAAGAGAGUGUUGAUUAGCAUUAGCAUAACUGGAUUUUUAGCGUUUUUUUUUGCAUUUUUAGCGUAGCGGUGGAAAAUAGCGGUCCUAAAAACGCGUUGAAAAGUAUUGAAAUUGGUUUGUUUUUUUAAUUAAAGUUACAUAAACAUCAGGAUAAACACGGAACAACUAUAUUUAAAUGAUUUGAGGAACAAUAAUAAACGACAACAUGUACGAAAAUACAAACAGGCUAAGAGUAAAAAAAAAAAAACACCAAAAAAACACAUGAUUUUUAUUUUUUAGAACUUGUCAUGUGAAUUUGGGUUUAAGUUUCCCAAAAAAAUUAAAAUAAAAAAAAUCAAAUAUAGCUACAGCAUUUAACAAAAAUUAAUAUUAUUACUUAUUAAAUCUUACUCUUAUUACUUAUUUUUAAAUGUCCCGUAUUACGCUGUUUUCUGAUCUGUUCUAAUGUGUUUUGUUUCAUUUCGCACAUUUUUAACACACAAUUCCUUCUCUCAAACUGAAAACGCUCUGUUCCACCUUGUGAUGUCAUCAAGUGGCGAUACAGGAAGUGCUCCGCUGUGUUUUUAAUCUCCACCUUCAUUUCUAGAAUCAUUUGGAUUUAAUUUCAGCGCAGGAAUUGCCCAUGUCAACUGAAUUAAAGGUUAAAAAAAAGGAGAUGUUAACGUGAAAACUCCCACUUGAUGACAUCAUGAGGUGGAACGCCGCGUUUUGAUCUUUGCAGAUGUUACGGACGAAUAAUAAAGUGCGACUCAAACGUGUGAGAAUGAAACAAAACACAACUCCAGUGUGUGUUUUUGAGAAGAAAACGACGGAUUAAAGUUCACGAGAGUCCGUUUUGUGUAAUGUCCGACCUUUAACCCCGUGGACGACUUUGUUUGAUUUGGCCACAGCCUCUUUGCUUUUUUCGUUAUCGUUGCAACAUCAAUUUUUGGAGUCGUUCUAUUUUUUUUUUCACAAUAUUUUCUUUUUAUUUCGACGUGGACACAAACCAGAGCCGAGACUUAAGCUCGUUACGACAUGUCAGCUCCAGACACACAGACGUCGCGCGUUCGUUUUUUUGCGUCGUCGAGCCCCUCGGGGAUCGCGUUACGAACAAACGCCGCUCUGAAAAAUAAUAAUAACCAAAUCUAAACGAGUGUCUCCGUGGAGAUGUUAGCGCUUGACCUGAAAUGUUCCACGGUAGGGCAUUAAUCUGCUCGAACUCAACCGAGACGAGCGGGUUAAAGGUCAGAUCUGGGUUUUUUUAAGGUCGUUUUUUAGCAACAAAAAAAACAAAACACACCUUUUAAUUUAAAAUAAAGCAGGAUAGAUAUGUGUAAUGCCCUAUUGUGGAAUGUUCCAGCAGGAGCAAAGCAAUAACGUCUCCACGGUAACAAGCAGAUGACGUAAUCGCGCCAGAAAAGCUACGUAGUGCAUUCUUUACGUAAAAAAAACAAACAAAACAUAUUGACGUAAACUCGUUAAAAUGGCGUAAAUCAAAGUUGAUAUUUUUGAAUCCUCGCUCGUUUAUGAAUCCAGUUUUUUUUCCGCAGUGUUCUGAGAAAGAGAGAAUGAGGAGAGGGGGGUAGGGAAGGAGAGAGGACAGGAGCGGGAAGCAGCAUUAGAAAAGGGAAAUUGAAGCGGAGCCGGAGUGGUCGAAAACGAGGAGCUCGGAGGGAGGAGCCGUGCUGGUAUACGGCGCAUUGAUUGAUGGCCCACAUGUCCAGGAAAAGGCUCACGGGGCAGAGAGGGCAGUGUGCUGGGAAAAAAACACACACAAAACACAAAUUAAACAACAAAUUUAAAGAGAAAUGUCAGAAAUCAGUCAAAUAAUCUGUUAAAUAGUGAGAUUGUGGUUGGAUUUGUAGAUUUAAAUCAACUUCACGCUGCGUAAUUCAGUUUAUUCAGAUUAUUUCAAGGUUUUUUUGAGUAGUUUUUAAUGCGUUUUUCUUAUUUCAAGCUGAAUUAUUUCGCACAAAACGCAUAGUCCGUCGGUAGAUUUUUAAAAAUAAAAAUGUGUAAAUAAUUAGCAGUUAAAGUUUACCAUUUUUAAGUCGUUUCGCUAACACAAACAAACAGUUUUGAAUUUUUUUACAUUUUUUUUAGACGCAGUUAAAUAUAAUUUCGCCUCAAAAGUCUUUAAAAACUACCAAUUAUGAUAAAGAUCCGCUAUGUAACUUUUCUAUUAAAGGCUCUGCUACUCGCUUAUCCCCACAGAAACAUCGCUCUGCCUUUAAUUUCCCGCAGUGUAGCAUUAAAUUGAUCGAUCUUACGUUUAUUCACUUGCGGGUGUUUUUAAAAAUACCUCAAAAACUCGCAUUCUUUCUUUGAGCAGGUUCGCCUCUCCGCAGACCUGACGCGUAACUGGAACGAUGGCGUCGCCUGCGUGUCUCCAUGGCGAUCGAUAAAUGUGUUUAAUGUCAUACUGUGGAACAUCCCAGGGAAAGCAAUAGCCAGGCGUGUCACGAUAACGCGUUUUGAAUUUCGAUGUAAAUAUGGACGAUAAACGGUAAUAUCGAAACCGUUUUACGUCACUAAACAACAAUUUAAACCAUAAAAACUUUUUGAAAUCUACAAAAUCAUAAAUAAACUGCAGAAUGAAACAGUUUAGUGGUUUAAUUCAACAUUUUACGGUUUAAAUCUUAUCGUUUCGCCAAAAAAAUAACCAAAAAUGACCCUAGUCGUGCAAAAAAAAAAAAAAGCCGAUACGAUAAAUACUGACCCCCAAAAAUAUCGUUUCGGCUUUUACAAACUGAACGAUAAGUCGAUAUUUAGUGAUUAUCGUGUUGUGCGUUGGGUCCGUUGACGAUAACAACGCAAAAAUUAAAAAAAACCUGGCUGGCUGUUAGCGCAAACUCCUCCUCGACUUCUCCGGAUCAAACCCAUCUCUCCGGACGUCCUCGUAGAAAUAAGACUGGAAGUAACGCCUCUUUUACGCCGCCAAGUGAAUAUACUGUUUUUAUUUCGUCCAAAUGAUCUUUGUUAGCAUUAGCCCUAAGUCUUAACGAUUUAACUUUUAACGUUCUAUCUCAACAGUGUCUUUUUGAAUGUGGAGUUUUUUUGUUGUUUUUUUGUGGUUGACGCCGGUUAAACAAAAGCUGAGCGGUUUCAACGGACGACGUACGCGCGGGUUUGUUUAUCGAGGAUUUUGCAAAGUUGACGGCCAUUUUGAUUGUAAUCGGGUGAACGUGAUGACGAUAACGUGUUUUGGAAGACGUCAUUGGUCCGAUUGUGUUUUUGUUUUUUUUAGACAAAUUGUGGUCUUUCAAAACCGAUAUGUUGUAAUUCGUUAUCGUUAAUUCCCGUACGAUCUUAUAAUUUGAGUCUUUCGAGACGCAUAGACUGUGUAUAAACGAACAUAGCUAACCUGCUAGCCGCCUUUCUACGUAAAAAAACUGUCUUAAAAUGUUCGUAUUAACCCUCUACAUGAUCCUGGGGUUUUUAUUUCACUAUUUUAUUUGUAAAUCAAGAUAUGAACAUUAAUAUCAGACAAAUCAGGCGCCUUCUUUCCCAAAGGUCACUCCGGCUAGCGUUAGCAACAGGUUUGAUUGACAGCGUUGCUAAGUGCCCGCUCCCUGAUUUAAAAAAAAGGUGUUAAGGGGCUUUACCUUCAACAGCCUCGCUCCAGAUUGGCUCUUUGGUUGCUAUGAUACCCGGGAGUCGAAUUCCAAAUACGGAAGUCGACUCCAAAUUAGCCGCUACAACUGCUAGCCUCGGUUAGCUUCAUUUGGAGCUGAAGCUGUGGGGACGUCGCACUCGCUCAGUCACUUCUUUAUACAGUCUCUAUAAUUUAUUGAUAUGUUUUGCCGAUGAAUAACUUGGGAAAAUUCCAUUGUGUUUGGAUAAAUAUCGGGAAUGUUCGUCAUCAGCCAGUUACAAAAUGAAUUCAAAUUCUUUCAAAAAUAUCUCCUUUUGUCCAACUUGUGCCGUACGAUCUGUUGACGUUCCAAAAUUAAAGUUCUUAAUCUUUGUAAUUUGUACCUUUUUAAAAAUAACGACGCGAACUUUUCACGUUUAGAUACGGAUUUUAAAAACAGAAGCAAAAACGUCUUAAUCUUGUAAAAAAAUUAUGUAAAGAAGCAACAUGGCGGCAGCGUGUUUAGCUUCUGUAGUUUAUGCUAACCUUCAUUUUGAAAGGGAAUGAUCAAAAACGUGCGUUCAAAAAGGUUGUGGGUUCAAAUCCCAUUUUCGUUCAAUACAAAAUGUGUUUUUUUAUCUAAAUGGCCAUUGUUUGGGACGUAAAAAAAAAAAAGUACUUCUCAAAAUCCUGGAUACACAAAGACGUUUUUUUUUAUUAAAGAUCCAUAUUACAUUAUUGUCUGUUCUGUGUUCUGAUGUUUCCUCGUCACAAACAGACCUGGAGUUGUUUUGUUUCACUCACAAACGCUACAUAGUUCUUCUCUCAAACUGAAAACGCCCAGUUCCACCUUGUGAUGUCAUCGUGUGGUGAUACAGGAAGUGCUCCGCUGUGUUUUUAAACUCCACACGCCUUCAUUUAUAGAAUCAUUUGGAUUUAAUUUCAGCUUCUGGACUUGCCGAUUUCUACUGAACGAAAGGUAAAAUGGAUCUGUUAGCGUGAAAACUAGCACUUUGUGACAUCACGAGGUGGAACGGAGCGUUUUGAGCUUCGGAGAUGUUACAGAUUAAUAAUAAAGUGCGACUCAAACGUGUGAGAAUGAAACAAAACACAACUCCAGGUGUGUUUUUGAGGAGAAAACGACAGUCUAACAGUCCAUUUUGCGUAAUAUCGGACCUUUAAAACCUGUGAUUUUCUCUUACGCCAUUUCGUGACCUGGACUUGACGGAAAAUCGUGCUUUUGUUUGUGUUGUGUAUGUUCUCAUUUUAACCUGUGAGUAUAUCGUAGAGGAGCUAGCAUUUUGGUGUGAUGAUUUGUAACGUUUUUGGUCAGAUUUUUUGAAAUGCUUUUUUGUUUUUUUUGACCUCGUGUUUGUAAGUCCUUUAUGUCUUUCAUAAAGACGCCCGGCAAAAAAAAUACAAGCUGAAAAAUAAAUCUCAAAUGAAAAAAAACAAAAACAGAAAAUAAAUGAAAAAGGAACGUUGCACAUAUUUAUAUUUCUAAAGUAUUUCAAUAAUUUAUAUUAAAGAGCACUAUUUUUACAAAAGUCA
Periophthalmus magnuspinnatus is the source of this 8510-nucleotide messenger RNA. RefSeq names its product suppressor of cytokine signaling 3-like. The record is from RefSeq and is a predicted model, not a curated record. Bases 450 to 1082 code for a protein of 210 amino acids. Gene Ontology annotation, molecular function: 1-phosphatidylinositol-3-kinase regulator activity. Gene Ontology annotation, biological process: intracellular signal transduction; phosphatidylinositol phosphate biosynthetic process. Gene Ontology annotation, cellular component: phosphatidylinositol 3-kinase complex. The transcript has 3 exons. Lineage: Eukaryota; Metazoa; Chordata; Actinopteri; Gobiiformes; Gobiidae.